This is a messenger RNA of Halteromyces radiatus, 1425 nucleotides long. RefSeq names its product kinase-like domain-containing protein. Gene Ontology annotation, molecular function: protein kinase activity; ATP binding. The transcript has 8 exons. The coding region runs from base 113 to 1303 and encodes 396 amino acids. Lineage: Eukaryota; Fungi; Mucoromycota; Mucoromycetes; Mucorales; Cunninghamellaceae. Gene Ontology annotation, biological process: protein phosphorylation. The record is from RefSeq and is a predicted model, not a curated record.
UUUUUUUUUUUGUUUCUUUUUAAUUACGCAAACUGAUACCUAUAUAUAACUUAAACAGGCAACUUCAACAUUCACAUACAUAUAUAUAUAUAUAUUUCUAUAGAACAUACUAAUGGAACAUCCUCCACCCAUCUUGAAAAAGUUUCUUCAUCUAUUCAAAAAGUCUCGAGAUCAUCACCCUAUCGACAAAACCUCUAGUCAAGAAUCUGAAUAUCCUCCCGAACUUGAAAGACAAUACAAAGUGACAAAAAAAGUGUUAGGUGUAGGCUCAUUUGCAACUGUGAAGGAAUGUAUUCAUCGGUCGUCAGGUCAAUCUUUUGCACUCAAGAUCAUUUUAAAGAAGGCCAUUGAAGGAAAAGAAAAUAUGUUACAUAGUGAACUAGAUAUUUUGAAACAAGUACGACAUCAACAUAUUGUAUCUAUGCAUGCAUUAUAUGACAGCAAAACAACCGUUUACAUAAUUACUGAUCUAGCUGCAGGUGGUGAACUUUUUCAACAACUCUUAUCCAAAGGUCAUUAUACUGAAAAAGAUGCGUCUCAUUUGGUAUCUCAAGUUUUAGAAGGUCUAUCUUAUUUACAUGAUCACGAUAUCAUUCAUCGCGAUCUCAAACCUGAAAACUUAUUAUUCCAAACAACCGCAGAAGACGCCAAUCUAAUGAUUACGGAUUUUGGAUUAUCUAAGAUUCUUAGAAGUCAAGAUGAUAUAUUGAUGACUUCCUGUGGCACUCCUGGGUAUGUUGCACCUGAAGUCUUAAAGCAACAUGGUUAUGGAAAGCCUGUGGAUUUGUGGAGUCUUGGUGUGAUCACGUACAUCCUUCUCGUCGGUUAUACUCCUUUUUAUGGUGCAGAUCAAUCGGAACUCUUUUCCAGUAUCAUGAAAGGCGAAUAUAGUUAUGAGGAAGAAUACUGGAGCCAUAUCUCAGAUAGUGCGAAGGAUUUUAUUGAUGGACUUUUGGCAUACAAACCAGAACAACGAUUAACAGCAGAACAAGCAUUACAACAUCCUUGGAUUGUGAAUUCUUUGAACAACGACACUAGGCAUACCACUAACCUUAUCACCAACGUUCGACGUGGUUUCAGUAGCCAUCCAUCCUUCCGAUCAGCCAUGGACACACUAGCAUGGAACGAUAUUGAUGGCGAUGAUGAUGGUGAUCAUACCGAUUGUAGUAAUCAUCAUUCUAAAAAGAAGGAGAAAACCGUAUCUUCAAAAACAACAGCCGAUCUGGAUAUAGGGAAGCGACCGAAACGGAAAAGUCUACUUGGAAAACAUCUCAAACUGGUGGUUGGAAAUAACGUUGGAUGAUUCCCCAUUUUUUUUAGUUUAUUUUUAUAAUCUAUAGCAAAAUACCUGCAUGUCUGUCUCACUUCUCUCUCUCUCUCUCUCUCUCUAUUAUAUAUAUAAUAUUACAUACCAUACUAUUCUUA